Pseudomyrmex gracilis is the source of this 2261-nucleotide messenger RNA. It is a transcript of the gene AsnRS-m, whose product is annotated as probable asparagine--tRNA ligase, mitochondrial. Gene Ontology annotation, molecular function: asparagine-tRNA ligase activity; nucleic acid binding; ATP binding. The record is from RefSeq and is a predicted model, not a curated record. Gene Ontology annotation, cellular component: mitochondrion. The transcript is spliced from 4 exons. Gene Ontology annotation, biological process: asparaginyl-tRNA aminoacylation. Lineage: Eukaryota; Metazoa; Arthropoda; Insecta; Hymenoptera; Formicidae. Bases 106 to 1524 code for a protein of 472 amino acids.
AUGUAAUUUCGACGCGCGACUCCAUUUUGAAUCUUUGCCGUGAGUGAACGUUCUUCCGAGGAGGAGUUUCUCUCGUUGCGCCCAUCGGGGGAUCAUCUUCAGAAAAUGCUCUUCAAAUAUGUUGUUGGGAAGUUGCGCCCUUUUAACGCCAUAGAUAUCGCCAAGUGUGGUGUACACAAAUGCACGACGAUUUCAGACACGACGUCGAAAGAGGUGAUCGGGACGCAUACGAGAGUGCAGGGAUGGGUGCGCGCGCUCCGAAGGAUGAAGGAUAACAUAUUUGUUGACAUUUCCGACGGAUCGACCAGCGAAAUGUUACAAGUUGUUAUACCAAAGUCCCUUAAGACCGAUCAGUUGACUUAUGGAAGUAGCAUCAGCGUGGACGGCGAGUUAACUGUGGCCGCUAACGGUAAGACCGAGCUGCGCGCGAGUAACAUUCACGUAAUUGGCACGUGCGAUGUUCUAAAGGACGAGUAUCCGUUCGCACCGCGAAAGAGAUAUCAUCAGGAUUACGUCAGGCAGUACUUGCACCUAAGACCGAGAACACGCAGCUUCUCAAGUUUGUUGAGACUGCGCGAUCUCGCCACCUGGUCGAUUGGCGAACACCUGAGAGACAGAGGUUUCAUAAGCGUGCACACGCCAAUCCUGACGUGUAACGAUUGCGAGGGCGCGGGUGAGGUAUUUUCUGUCAGACCGCACUCCAAAGAGAUCAUGAAAAGUAUGAAACGCGAGGAUCAGACUGAAGACGAGGUCUUUUUCAAUACAACCACCUUUCUCACUGUUUCCGGACAGUUGCAUCUGGAAGCGGUCGCAAGAGCUCUCACAAGAGUGUAUACAUUUGGACCUACAUUUAGAGCAGAAAAUAAUAAGUCAAGGUUACACUUGUCAGAAUUUUACAUGCUAGAAGCAGAGAUAGCUUUCCUCACGGAUAUCGAACAAUUGAUGAACGAAAUUGAGCUCUUGGUGAAACAAGUGACCAAGCAGAUCUUUGAAAAGGGAGCUUCGGAUGUACAUUCGAUCGGCACGUCCGAACCACAGUGGUUAAACAAACCAUUCGCGUGUUUAACGUAUGACGAGGCGUUCGACGUGCUGAAUAAUCAUGCAAAUCAGUUACAAAACCCCUCUAAGUAUGGAGAAGCAUUCUCGAAAGAACAUGAAUUAUUUUUAGUACAGUACAAUGACCGAGUGCCGAUGUUUGUUAUAAACUGGCCGAAAGACAUGAAAUCGUUUUACAUGAAAGAGUGCACAGACGAUUCAUCCAAGGUAGCAGCGCUGGACCUUCUAGCGCCAGAUGUGGGAGAGUUGGUGGGAGGCAGUAUGCGCGAGGAUGAUUAUGAAAAAUUACAAUCCAAACUACCUGUAACGGGAAAUCUCUCGUGGUACUUAGAAUUACGUAAAUUUGGCAAUGUACCAACAGGUGGUUUCGGAAUGGGAUUCGAGAGAUUCCUGCAGUGCGUUUUAGGAAUCGGCAACAUCAAGGACACUUUGCCCUUUCCGAGAUGGCCGCACAAUUGCAACUUAUGAAUAAAGAUUUCAGGACUGUUGUGUUAUUUAAUUUACUUCCCCAUUACCAGGAGAAAAAAAAAAUACGUCGCGCGUAUAUAACUUUGUAGGAAAUAAAAUUCUUUUUUCUCUAGGAAACCACUCUUGAGGAUGCAAACUUCGAAGGAAAUUAAUUGGAAAGUUCGUCCGGGUUGCGAUUUAACACACAAACACACCAGUUUUCUUAUCUGAAAUGCAUAGUUUAUUGAUUAUUGGAUAUUAUACAACAACAAAGGAUUUUAAACUUUCUUUAUUAAUGUCUUUAUUGUUCGAUCUGUUUAUGCACUUCUCGAUGCAUAGACGUAGUAUAUCCUAAAUAAUGCUGAUAAAGCCUAUGAUAAAGAGGAUUAUCGUAGAAAGGUCAAAAAUGAGGGUCACACCUGUGGUAAACAAGGAUUUUCUUUUCUCUUUUAUAUAAGACAAAAAUAAUGCUCGUCUAAUAAUCGCAGUCCUCCAUAUAUGGUGUCAUUGUCGUCAUCUUGUUUGUUUGUGUGUUUUUUUUUCAGUGGAUCUCUACGUACAAACGGACAAUCUCGCAUAUCACAAUUUGUACACUUCCAAUCAGAAAUUGUUUCCUCUCUCUCUUCAUGUGCUUGCUCGAUGCAUUCACUCCGCAAACAGUUCGCUAGCACAAUUUUUACACAAUAGCGCUCAAAAAAAAAACGAAAAAAAAAAAAAAAAAAAAAAAUUAUUCGAUGGGUUGAAUCAUCAUGUGGAAG